CAAGAAACGAGAGAAACAGAGAGACAGAGAGAGAAAGAGAGAGAGAGAGCGGAGGACGCGUGUUCCGUGGAAGAGGCGCAUGCCUCUCUCUUCCUCUCGUCUCCCCUUCUCUUUUCCCACUUCAUUUCUCUGAUCGUGUUUGAUGUUUCUUCUUCCGUCGCCGGCUUCUUCUCCUCCCCUUCAUGUUCUCAGAGCCAAAACAGCGACAAAGUACGGAUAAGGUAUUGCAAGGAGACGAAGAUUCUGGUAUAGUGAAGGAGCCAUGAAAGGUGGUGGCGGCAGCAAACACAAGGAUGCCUGGAGUAAUGGCAAUAGCAAGCCUUCUGUGUCCCUUCUUUCUUCCAGGGAUGCCAAGCCAUCGUCAUCCUCCUCCUCCAUCCCAAGGCUGAUGAUCUUUCUCGUCCUCUCCAUUAUCGUGAUCUACCUCGUCUACCCUCUCCACGUCUUGCUCUCCAGCCCCCCUUGCCCCACCUCCUCCACCACCACCGACUCCCUCAUCCACCUCUCCUCCCCCAAUCAAACCAAGAGAGACGCUAGCAGACUCGAUACCAUCGCCAAAUCGCCCCCGCCUCCUUCUCCUCCGCCUCCACGGCCCACCUCUGCGGCUGUUCUGACGGAGACGGCAACUGGGCUGCAGCACAUCGUGUUCGGUAUCGCGGCGUCCGCCAAGCUGUGGGAGCGCCGCAAGGAAUACAUCAGGCUCUGGUGGCGGCCCCGGCAGAUGCGUGGCUUCGUUUGGCUCGACAAGCCCGUCAAGGAAUUCAACUCGUCCUACACCCGCGACCUACCGCCCCUAAAGAUAUCCGGCGACACGUCCCGGUUCCCUUACGCCCACAGGCGCGGCGACCGCUCCGCCAUCCGCAUCUCCCGCAUCGUCUCCGAGACUUUCCGCCUCCGUCUCCCUGGCGUCCGGUGGUUCGUCAUGGGCGACGACGACACUGUUUUUAUCGCUGACAACCUCGCCCGCUUCCUCUCCCGCUUCGACCAUCGCCAGCCCUACUACAUCGGGUCUCCUUCCGAGUCCCACCUACAGAACAUCUACUUCUCCUACGGCAUGGCCUACGGCGGCGGCGGGUUCGCCAUCAGCGCCCCCCUCGCCGCCGCCCUCUCCCGUGUCCAGGACCGCUGCCUUCGCCGCUAUCCGGCCCUCUACGGCAGCGAUGACCGCAUCCAAGCCUGCAUGGCCGAGCUCGGCGUGCCCCUCACCCGACACCCGGGGUUCCACCAGUACGACGUCUACGGCGACCUGCUCGGCCUUCUCACCGCCCAUCCCGUGGCUCCGCUCCUCUCCUUCCACCACCUCGACGUCGUCCAGCCCAUCUUCCCACGCGUCCGCUCCCGCGCCGCCGCCCUCCGCCGGCUCUUUGAGGGCCCCGUCCGCCUCGAUCCCGCCGGGGUGAUGCAGCAGUCCAUCUGCUACGAGACCCAGCGGCCGUGGACAGUGUCCGUGGCCUGGGGCUUCGCGGUGCUGGUGGCGCGGGGAGUGACGUCGCCGCGGGAGAUGGAGAUGCCGGCACGGACGUUCCUCAACUGGUACCGCCGCGCCGACUACACGGCCUACGCCUUCAACACACGCCCCGUGGCGCGCCACCCGUGCCAACGGCCCUUCGUUUACUACCUCUCGGCCACCCGAUACGACGCCGCCCGACGGACUACCGUCACGGUGUACGAGCGCCAUCGCGACUCGCGCCCGACGUGCCGGUGGCGGAUGCCCGACCCCGGCGCGCUCGUGGACAGCAUCCUCGUCUAUAAGAAGCCCGACCCGGGCCUCUGGGACCGAUCUCCAAGGAGGAACUGCUGCAGGGUGAAGGCCUCGCCCAAGGAGGGGAAGAGGGGAGACAGGACGAUGGCAAUCGAGGUUGGGGUGUGCCAAGAAGGCGAGGUCACUGAGAUCUUGGAUUCCUAGCUCUGUCCCUGUCGCUUCCAUUCUGCCUCUGUAGCAGAGGUCACGACGUCUUCUGUGUAGCUAUUCUUUAUAAUUUUCUGCAUCCUCUGUUCCUUGUUUGUGUAGGCGUAGUCACAGGCGACGCAAAAGGGAGUCGAUUGGACAAACUCUUUGUUCCGCUCUUUAUGACUGUUCUACAAGAACAUUAUUAACGUUAUCUUUGUUCAAGGAAUAGCUCCAAGGAGUCAUCUUCCCCA
Musa acuminata AAA Group (dessert banana) is the source of this 2142-nucleotide messenger RNA. RefSeq lists its product as uncharacterized. The transcript has 2 exons. The coding region runs from base 263 to 1906 and encodes 547 amino acids. Lineage: Eukaryota; Viridiplantae; Streptophyta; Magnoliopsida; Zingiberales; Musaceae. Gene Ontology annotation, molecular function: acetylglucosaminyltransferase activity. The record is from RefSeq and is a predicted model, not a curated record.